Brachypodium distachyon (stiff brome) is the source of this 947-nucleotide messenger RNA. RefSeq names its product cysteine proteinase inhibitor 3. Gene Ontology annotation, molecular function: cysteine-type endopeptidase inhibitor activity. The record is from RefSeq and is a predicted model, not a curated record. Bases 101 to 643 code for a protein of 180 amino acids. The transcript is spliced from 4 exons. NCBI's taxonomy places the organism in Eukaryota, Viridiplantae, Streptophyta, Magnoliopsida, Poales, Poaceae.
CAAGAAGCAUCGCAAGCAGACAGGCACCACACGCGGACGCCGACUCGCGAACCAAUCGAAAGCUCGCCCGCGAGCGGAGGGAGGACUCGCGCCCGCGACGAUGCUCCGCCCCGGCGGCGCCGUGCUCCUCGCCUCCGUCCUGCUCCUCGCCGCCGCCGCGGCGGUCCCCGGGGCCGCCGGGUUCCACCUCGGCGGCGACGAGAGCGGCCUCGUGCGGGGCAUGCUCGCCGCGAUCCGGGAGCAGUCCGAGGCCGAGGACGCCGCGCGAUUCGCCGUCGCCGAACACAACAAGAACCAGGGCUCUGCGUUGGAGUUUGCACGUGUAGUGAGUGCAAAACGGCAGGUAGUGGCUGGGACCUUGCAUGACCUGAUGUUGGAGGUAGUUGAUGCUGGAAACAAAAGUUUGUACAAGGCAAAGGUAUGGGUGAAGCCGUGGCAAGAUUUCAAGGCAGUUCUUGAGUUUCGUCAUGCUGGGGACUCCCAGUCUGAGUCUGCAAUUGCAUCUGGUGGUAUCACCUGGCAAGCUGUUCCCAAGUUCUCUCUUCAAACCCAUGUGGCACCCAAGACUCACUCAGAGAACAAUGAGAAUAAUGGACUCGAUGUCGGCUCCUCGUCAUUCUCAUCUCAGACAUACAAGGUUUAACCAUAGCUUCCAGGAUGGAAGAUGUGAAUGUCGAAGCUUAAUCUAGGUGUCAGCAACCUAUGAACUUGAGGAAUGCUAGUAGUUUCCUUCUCAUGUGCAAAGUUUCUGUGAGUAAAUGGCAUCUACAUAGUAAUAUACUAUUAAGCAGACCUACUUUGAGCCUUUGAGAUGUCGAUCCUGUAUAUUUCUUUCAACACGUUGGACUCUGUAUAUCUCGUACUCUUCAUCUUCUUGUAUGUACAUAUGGCAUUUACCUGCAUUUGUUGUUCAUUCGUGAACCGAAAUAAGGAGUGGUUUGGUGUUC